Messenger RNA from Thalassophryne amazonica, 2379 nucleotides. Its product is annotated as G-protein coupled receptor family C group 5 member B-like. Bases 387 to 1583 code for a protein of 398 amino acids. Gene Ontology annotation, biological process: G protein-coupled receptor signaling pathway. Gene Ontology annotation, cellular component: extracellular exosome; plasma membrane; signaling receptor complex. The transcript is spliced from 4 exons. The record is from RefSeq and is a predicted model, not a curated record. NCBI's taxonomy places the organism in Eukaryota, Metazoa, Chordata, Actinopteri, Batrachoidiformes, Batrachoididae. Gene Ontology annotation, molecular function: protein kinase activator activity; protein kinase binding; G protein-coupled receptor activity.
ACCCGGGCGGUUUGCGCGCAUCAUUUGUCCUGAGCGCGUCUUUUUGUGUUUUUCAUUGAAGUGACAGCGGAAGAUGCGCAGCCGCUGAGGAACGGAUUUAGGACAGACAACCUCACAACCCCCGGUGCGUGUCGUCUCUGCCUUUAUUUGGAGUUAAACACUCGUUCUGUUCCUGUGGCGGACGAACUGCUGUGGAUCGGAACCGGGAGGACUCAUACGAUCUGAUCCCGACUCGGUCCAUGUGGACGGAGACAGAAGACGCAGCGAGUGGAACUCGUUUCGAAAUGUGACAUUUAAUUACACUUUUAAAAAUCCGUUUCCAAUCAUAACUGGCAGCUUCGCAUCCGCCUUCGCUCUCCGUCGGAUUUGUUGACAUCGCUUAAGAGAUGGCGUUCCUACCGGUCUUUCUCCUCCUGCUGCUGACUGUUGCUCAUCACGCCAGCAGCCAAGACUCUGUGGACUCUGAGGCUCUUCCACGAGGCUGUGGCUGGGGUCUGAUACGCCCCUACACCCUCCUGUGUGACCUGGACUCUGUAUGGGGUGUGGCCGUUGAGUCGGUGGCUGCCGGCGGGGCACUGGCUGUCAUCUUGCUUGCUCUGGUCCUGCUUUGCCGCUUACGCUACAUCAGUGAGGCAGAGAAGCGCAGCGGUGUGGGACCCAUUCUCUUGCUGCUUCUUGGCAUCCUCGGUUUGUUCGGCCUAAGCUUUGCAUACCUGAUUGAAGAAGACGAGUCAUUAUGUCUGCUCCGCCGAGCCCUAUGGGGUCUCCUGUUUGCCCUUUGCUUUUCCUGCCUGCUGGUGCAGGGUGUCCGCCUGCGCAGGUUGGGUCGUGAGCGUUGCAGCCCUGGAGGCUGCGCACUCAUGGGCCUGGCGCUGGGAUUGAGUGCCGUGCAGGGCAUUAUAGCUGCUGAGUGGCUACUUCUGACCGUGCUGAGGGAGGGGCGUGCUGCCUGUCAGUACCUGCCUAUGGACUUCUCACUAGCCUGUAGCUACGUUCUUGCUCUUCUAAUGGCCGCACUGACCGCUGCCUCCCUAGCUCUGUGUGGGAAGACUUGUCAAUGGCGAUGCAGUGCUGUCUGGCUGCUGGUCACGUGUCUCCUGUCACUGCUGCUGUGGGUGGCCUGGGUGGGCUUCUACCUGUAUGGCAACGCCUGGUUGGGGAGGUCCCCGGAAUGGAAUGACCCGGCACUGGCCAUUGCUUUGGUAGGUCAGGGCUGGUUACUGCUGCUCUUCCAUGCCAUUCCUGAAUCCCAUAUCUGCCUGAGACCCCCGCCUCAGCCCACUGCCCCGGACUACUUUGACACCUCCCAAAACUCCACACGGCUGAGGGAGACCAGCUUUGAUGAAGACAUCCCUCUUUCUCACCGGCAGUUUGUGGAAAACCAGGGCUACGGAUACAACGAUGAGAACACUGCAGGCUUGCGGAGUGGCAGCAGCACUGGGCAGCACAACAGCAACACUGCUGCCAGGCCCAGCGCUCCUUUUCGCAGCAAUGUUUACCAGCCCACUGAGAUGACCAUGAUCCUGAACGGGGGAGCGGUUCCCUCGGCCCCUCCGACCUACACGGGGAGGCAGCUGUGGUGAGCAAGAUGACUGGUGAAGAGGAUCUGAGAAGGACAAGAGGAUAGAGAGGGUGAGGAGAGGUUCAGGAGGAGGGGCCAGCGUGGUUGGAAUGGACUAAAACAAGGAUGCCAACUGGGCCCCUUCAGUCUUUGUACAGACUUCAACUUUAAACACUGACCGUCUGCCAACCAACUGUUGUGUGUUAGUGUAUGUGUGACACUGGGAGAAGUUGCGGUAUGGAGGCCCGAGCUAAAGUCCUCUGAAAGCUCUUCUAGCACACAAAUUUCUACAGAUUUUUUUAAAGAAAUCAAAAAGUAAAAAUCUUAUGUUUUCUUUUGCCCCUGAGACUAAUCCAAGCACUGUAAUCAUCCCUGAAAACUGUGAAAUCCGUCACUUUUGUUUUGUUUUGUUUUUUUGUUUGUUUUUUUGCUCUUUUGCUACCUAUCUGUCUUUUCUGCUGCUUAUCACAACACUGGUGCUGAAGUGGAAACAUUUAACUCUGUCCUCCAUACAUUCACAGUGUAAGUAAAAUCAAAGCACAUGGGAGAGUGUACAGCCUGAGCCCCGCCUUCUUAAAAAGCUUCAACCCUCCAUAGAUGCGUACGUGAGAGAACGGCUGUUUUCUCUCACAAAUAUAGACACCAACCAAAUUUCAUUCCCAGCCCUUCAAAGUCUGCUUCCGCUUCCUCUGCACCGUCUGUGAAUAUCACCACUUCCGACUCUUCUCACUUUGCAUGGACACGUUGCAGAAUGUGAAACAAACUGUGAAGUCUGAACUGUGUUUGGGAUUUCAAGUGGCCACAAACACAACAGAAAA